This is a messenger RNA of Beta vulgaris subsp. vulgaris (sugar beet), 1686 nucleotides long. RefSeq names its product transcription factor MYB26. The transcript has 3 exons. Lineage: Eukaryota; Viridiplantae; Streptophyta; Magnoliopsida; Caryophyllales; Amaranthaceae. The coding region runs from base 208 to 1425 and encodes 405 amino acids. The record is from RefSeq and is a predicted model, not a curated record.
UUGCUCCUAUAUUUUUUUGUCCUUUCUUUCUAUGUUCUUCUUUAUAUAUAACACAUUAGAUAAAUAUCAAUAUAUAUAAUUAACAAGGAAGUAAUAAUAAAGUAGUAGUAGAAGCAAAAUCUAAGUGAAAUCCUAAUUAAGUAGAGAAGAAGCAAAAUCCAAGUGAAAUCCUAAUUAAGUAGAGAAGAAGCUAAGGCUGAAGAAUUAAUGGGGCAUCAUACAUGCUGCAACAAGCAGAAGGUGAAAAGAGGUUUAUGGUCUCCUGAAGAAGAUGAGAAGCUCAUCAACUACAUUACCACAUAUGGCCAUGGCUGCUGGAGUUCUGUCCCUACACUUGCUGGAUUGCAGAGGUGUGGAAAGAGUUGCAGAUUAAGAUGGAUAAAUUAUUUGAGACCAGACUUAAAACGUGGGAGCUUCUCUCCUCAGGAAGCUGCUCUAAUCAUUGAUCUCCACAGAAUUCUAGGAAACAGAUGGUCUCAAAUAGCUAAGUUCCUACCAGGAAGAACAGACAAUGAAGUGAAGAAUUUUUGGAAUUCAAGCAUUAAGAAAAAGCUUCUCUCUCACAUUGGUGUCGGGGUAUCGACUACUACCUCCAAUACUAUCUCCAAUGAUCUCCACCUUAAUUAUCUUCCUACUAUCACUUCAUCAAAUAAUUUCUUAAGUCAUGAUCAUGAUAUUCGAGGAAUAACCACCUUUUCUCCCUCACUUAAUAAUUCCAUUAUUAGCACUAAUAUGAUCCUCACAUCCCAACAAGGCCAUAAUCAUGAUCACCAAAUCUCUAAUGUUAAUCAUCUUAAUCCAACGACUCCCGCUAUACAAACCUUUGAUCAUCUUAAUGAGAUGAUUCUUAAUGAUUUCACCCCUCACAAUAAUUUAGAUAAUUUGAUUCCACCCAUUACUACUUAUGAUCAAUUAUUAUCAUCAUCAGCAAGGUUUCAACAUUUGCUUAAUGAAGUUGGGAUUAAUGAUCAUCAUGUAAAUGAUCACCCAUUUUCAUGUCCACGAUCAUCAGUUUAUCCAACAUCCAAUGAUGAUGAUCAGGCAUUUAUGAGGAGGAUGAAGUUAACAAAGAUGAUGUUGAUGCUAGGAGAUCCAAUCAUGCCGGAAUUAGAAACUAUGGGAUCAUUAGAGGAGGGAGAGGUUUGUAAUACCAUACCAUCCUCAUCAACAUUCCAUCAUGAUAGCUACAAUGAUGUUUCUAAGGCACUUAUUUUGUCAUCAUGUAUGUCAAGCAACCAAUUGAUGGAGUGCUAUGAUAUGCAUGAUAAUCAUGUCAUCAUACCAUCAGUACUACCAUCAUCCUCGUCAUCGCCACCACAACCACGGUCGUUAUCACUAGGAGUAGCAGCAGCAGCAGCAACAACAACAGCAAUAACAACAGCCUUGCCGUGUAUGUGGUGGCAGCCAAGUUCUACUAAACCCUAGCAUCAUCCCUAGCUAGUACUAGCUGCUGGAAUGCCUGAUUAAUUGAUUAUGGUAAAUUUAGGCUUUUUUACAUAUAUUUCUUUGUCCUCUAUGUAUGUAAAUGUGGUGAUUCAAUUAUAUGAAUAAAUCAUCUUCAUAUACACAAUAUGUUAUUGAAUAUAUUAUAUAUACAAUGUAACCUAAACAUCUCUAGUUCAGGGUCUUAAGGAAGACAUUUAUUUUGCUUAGCCUGCUGAUAGCUAUAGGAUAUGAAUUCACAUG